AUGGUUCAGAACAAGGGCGUCAUCUUCAAGAAGGUCCCCGAGGGCUGGCCAGUCGAGGGAGAGCACCUUGCCGUCGAGGCUCGCGAGUUCGACCUCGAGCAGCAGAUCCCCGAGGGCGGACUGAUUGUCAAGAACUUCUAUGCCUCGUUCGACCCAUACCAGCGCGGACGCAUGCGAAACCCAGAGAGCAAAUCAUACUCGCCUCCCUUUGAGCUGGGGAAGCCCAUCACCAACCGUUCCAUCUUCAAGGUGGUCAAGUCAAACAACAGCAAGUUCCAGAAGGGAGAUGUGCUCAUCUCGGCCGGCGUAACACCCAUCGAGGAGUACUCCCUCUUCGACCAGGCCGCGGCUAAGCAGGUUGAGAAACUCGAGAACCCGCACAACCUCGACCCCAAGUACUUCCUCGGUGCACUGGGCAUGCCCGGUCUGACGGCGUGGUCGUCGUUUUACGAGAUUGGCCAGCCGAAGAAGGGCGAGACCAUCUUCAUCUCGGCCGCCAGUGGUGCUGUCGGACAGCUCGUGGGCCAAUUGGCCAAGCACGAGGGCCUGAAGGUCAUUGGCAGCGUCGGCGACGACAAGAAGCUCGAGUACAUCCAGAAGGAGCUUGGCUUCGACGCCGGAUUCAACUACAAGACGGAGAAGCCAGCCGACGCACUGGCGCGCCUCGCCCCCAACGGAAUCGACAUCUACUACGAGAACGUGGGCGGCGAGCAGCUGCAAGCGGCCAUCAACGCCAUGAACAGCUUCGGUCGCGUCAUCGCGUGCGGCAUGAUCUCGCAGUACAACCUCAAGCCUGAGGAGCAGGUCCCGCUGUACGGCACCAUGCAGUUCGUCACCAAGCGCCUUACCAUCCGCGGCUUCAUUGUCGGCGACGAGAACAUGGGCCCCAAGCACGGCAAGGAGCACCAGGAGAAGCUGCAGAAGUGGCUGGCAGACGGGUCAUUCAAGGCCAAGGUUAGCGUAACAGAGGGGAUUGAUAAUGCUGUGGAUGGCUUCUUGGGGAUGCUCAAGGGGCACAACUUUGGCAAGGCGGUGCUGCAGAUUGCGGAUUUGGAGAAGGACUCGUAG
Messenger RNA from Dothidotthia symphoricarpi CBS 119687, 1068 nucleotides. Its product is annotated as NADP-dependent leukotriene B4 12-hydroxydehydrogenase. Gene Ontology annotation, molecular function: oxidoreductase activity, acting on the CH-CH group of donors, NAD or NADP as acceptor. Bases 1 to 1068 code for a protein of 355 amino acids. The record is from RefSeq and is a predicted model, not a curated record. Lineage: Eukaryota; Fungi; Ascomycota; Dothideomycetes; Pleosporales; Dothidotthiaceae. The transcript has a single exon.